UCAAACUGUGGUUACCAACAUUUGACUGGGAUUGACCGAUUUGUCCGACUGCUUCUCCAUUUCUGCUUCGUGUGCGCCGGAAUCCGACUCUGGUCUUCUAUAAUUAUAAGGGGACACAAUAGCCGACUUUGUUUCUUUCUUCGGAGUUGACUUUACGGACGUGCGACUAGCCCUAUGUGCAGAAGAAGUUCGACCAUGGGUAGGUUUCGGUAACCUAGUUUUGUGUGGUAUACCGCAACGAUGGCCCGCUUUGACAGGAGUCGAGUGAGUAGAACUAGCAGCACCGGUUGCUGUCGGAAACGGACGGUCAUAUGAAGUAGAACUUAUUUUCGAACAAUCGAUCGUAAUGUUAUCUUCUUCAACGUAACAAUCAAGAGGGAGGGAGGUGUCUGGCUUAUCAAAAUUUUCGAUUUCACUAUCAGACCAACUUUCUGAAGAGUCACAUGACGGUGACUUCUCAUCUGCAUGAGUGAGAGCUAUGCUUCCAAAGCCAUCUUCAAAAUCCUCCACAUUGUCGAGGUGACCUGCGAUUAGCGGGGAAGGGCGGACGCAGUGGGUCACCGGAGAGCAACCGCGUCCGCCCUCCUCGUUUUUUGAAUUGUUCUUGAACGAUGGAGAUGGCUGUGGCAUAGCCGCAUGGAUACAAGCACUCAGCAAGCGAUCAGCAUUUGCAUUAGGCGAAUGAUGUAGGCCGUCUCCAAGACUGUGGCGUGACUUUCGCGGUGACGGUUGCGCAGACUCUAUCAUGUCAGCAAGAAGUCGAUCAUCUGCCAUCAUUGAUUUGUUCUUCAUCUUCUAAAAUGA
Molecule: messenger RNA, 804 nt
Organism: Haemonchus placei
Lineage: Eukaryota; Metazoa; Nematoda; Chromadorea; Rhabditida; Trichostrongylidae
Source: the annotation of a GenBank genome assembly